Messenger RNA from Salvelinus sp. IW2-2015, 1960 nucleotides. RefSeq names its product cysteine--tRNA ligase, cytoplasmic. Lineage: Eukaryota; Metazoa; Chordata; Actinopteri; Salmoniformes; Salmonidae. The record is from RefSeq and is a predicted model, not a curated record.
AUGGCAAGUCUGACUCCCUCUUCCAGGAAGACUGUCCUGGACUUUAAUGUGUCUGAUGAUGAUGUGAGGAGGCACUCCACCCAGAUCCUGGAGACCUUUGGGGCCAUUGAAGGGUCCGAGCCUAUUGGAUUCCCAGUGGGAGGAGAUGGUCACCAUGGGGAUAUGGAGACCACAGUGAUGCCCUAUCUGAAYGUGCUGUCAGACUUCAGAGAAUCUGUUCGCAAAAUCGCCAGAGAACAGAAUGUGACAGAGGUGCUACAGCUGUGUGACGUGGUCCGUAAUGACACCUUACCUGAGCUGGGGGUGCGCCUAGAAGACCAUGAAGGCCUUCCCACUGUGGUGAAGCUGGUGGACAAAGAGACCCUGCUGAGGGAGAGGAAUGAGAAAAAGAAGAUGGAGGACGAGAAGAAGAACAAGAAAGAGGAGGCUGCCAAGAAGAAGCAGGAGCAGGAGUUGGCCAAACUUGCAAAGAUGAAAAUCUCCCCAUGCGAUAUGUUCCGCUCUGAAACCGACAAGUAUUCCAGCUUUGAUGAAACGGGUUUCCCCACGCGUGAUGUGGAGGGGAAGGAUCUCAGUAAGGGACAGACCAAGAAGCUGCGGAAACUCUACGAGGUCCAGGAGAAACUGCACCAAGAGUAUCUCCAGACCAAUCAGAAUGGCUGCUGAGAGUCCUGGGCCACGUUCAGUUGUCAAACGUUCUCGAAUGUUGCAGAUAGUUACGCCACUAUUGGAGCCGACAUGAUUCCUUAAUCUACAUGUCAGAGAGAAGCAUGUUUGUUCUACAUAGCCUAUUUCUAUCUGAACGUUCCAGAAACGUUGCGUCCUGCUGAACACGCCCCCUGGAGGACGCUGCUCCGCCCCCUGGAGGACGCUGCUCCGCCCCCUGGAGGACGCUGCUCCGCCCCCUGGAGGACGCUGCUCCGCCCAUAGCGAUAGUUCUGUCCUCAUUUGUCGUUAUUCUGUUCCUCCAAUCCAUUUUUUUGCUAAAUCUCAACAAUUCCCUGCGUAUUAUGUGAGGGCUUGUAAAUUUGACCAAUCACCGCACUAUUUCUGAAUAAAGCAGUCAAAUUGUCGCAAUAUUAUCUAAAAAAUGUACCCAUCACCGCAGUACAAAAAAAGAGCGCUUGCCAUUUCAACCAAUCAUCUCACAUUUACCGCAUAAUAUAGUUCAUUCAAGCCACACGACAAAACUUUUCCCUCAUGCAGAAUUUACAGCAGCAAAAUAAAGCUUUUUUUUUUCUCUCAGCAAAUUACACACAAAAAAUCACUGUGAAUUCCUGGAGGGCCUGACUAUUGGUGAUGCUGAGGCCAGAGAGACCCUGGGCGUGUUUCAAUAGUCUAAAGAAUGAUCUCCUCGUCUUUGUUAGCCUCCUCUGAGUUGACACGUCAGGACGGUGAAGGUAAUAUGGUGGAGGGUUAUUUUCUUUCUCCUCCUCUUUUACAUGAGAGCAGGUGGGGAGAUGAAUCCACUCUCCCAGUGGUUUUAAGACCUUGGCACAACCUGGGCUCCUUUGCACUGCACUCCAUGGGGUCCCGUUAAAGGGUUGGUUCAAUCAAAAUCACUAAUUGAUACAUUUUGUUUGUUGUUGUUGGUGAUUGACRGCAACUACGGUUCGGAUUCAGUUACUUUCCUACAGCUACCAGCGGCUAAGAUUGGUAUUGAUGACUCCGUUUCACUUGUUUUAGCUUUAACUAAAUUGCGUGCCAAAAUGAACUCUGCGUAAAACCACACCUGGGGGUAAUCGAUAGCGAUGCUAAAGUGUGUCUGUGGUUGCUUUAGCAAAGUAAUAAUAACCUACUAGUUGUAGACUCCCUGGCCCGACGACAACGUGUCUGUGGUUGCUUUAGUUAAGUAAUAAUAACCUACUAGUUGUAGACUCCCUGGCCUGACGACAACGUGUCUGUGGUUGCUUUAGCUAAGUAAUAAUAACCUACUAGUUGUAGACCUCCCUGGCCUGAC